CGGAAAUACACUGAAAACCACUGAAGUGCAUAGAUGUUGCGCAUGGAGUAUAUCAGGUUGUGACCUAGUUUACUUAACAAUUCAAUGGGGGAAAUCAUUAUUAGAUUUUAGAUUUAAAGAUAAUGUAUCGAAUGGACAUCAUUAAUAAAGUACUUUGCAGAGAGAAUUGAUACAACCAACGACUUGCAUUCAACACAAGUUCCUAUACAGUAAAUCAAAUACCAGGGUCUAGUUAGUGACAACAACUGAAAAGUGUAGAACAGGAUGAAAUGGCACAGGUUGAUAUUCUCCGUAUUGAUAAUUUUUGUCUGUUUAAUUACUCAAGGUUUUCCAAGUAAGCUUGUCUUUUCAACUAACAUGACUGAUAGUAAUGGUAGAAUAUAUGAAUUCAACUUGGACACUGGACGCGUAUCAUAUAUAUUAACUAAUCUACAGAGCGACGUGUAUUCGAUUGCUUACGAUUAUAACAAUGGAUAUAUAUAUAUUCCAAGACUACACAAGAACGACAUACAGAGAGUUAAGUAUCCAUCUGAUCAAGCUUACACACCGGAGUUUGUGACUAAUGCAAGUGUACCAAUAGGUAUUGCCAUUGAUCCAUUAUACGGCAAUGUGUAUUGGACAGAAUAUAACGUUGGAAAAGCUGGAAAUAUUUAUAGAUGUAAUUUAAAUGGAUCUGAUAAAUUCCUUGUCCUCAAUGAUGAUCCACUCUUUGCCCUAACAUUAGACUAUCGGUACAGGUGGUUGUACUAUAGUACAACACUAACGGCGAAAAAAAGAAGUAUUCGACGAUCACGAUUAGAUGGUACUAGAAAUCAAACAGUGAUUGAGGAGGAAGCUUCGGAUUUGAGUAUAGAUUUCAUCGAAGAAAGACUUUACUGGAUGAACUUCGCAACAGGCGAUUUGAAAUCUGCAUAUUUGAAUGGAACUAAUGACAGGAAAUUGUUUAGCACGAAUACGACCAUACAAAACGUAGGCAUCUAUGUACUAGAUGACGAAAUAUACUGUGUAAAUUUUAAUGAAAUACUCAAAGUCACAUUGCAACCAGUCACAUCAGCGAGUGUCAUAUACGCAGGUACCAAAAGAAUAUAUGGUUUACUUGUAUAUAAGGAAAAACGUAAGUACUUAUACAGAAAUUUGCGCAACUAUAAGUUACCGAUGUUCAAAUCUAACAUAUUGACGAAGAAUGCAAAUCAUGGCAACAAACACAGAGUAAGGGAAUCACUUUAAUUACACAAUGAUCGGGACCUGUUUAUUCAACAGGAUAAGCGUCUCCUUCUAAACAUUAUAUAUAUAUAUAUAUAUAUAUAUAUAUAUAUAUAAAGUUAAAGAGAAUAGAAACAGGGAAUAUGUCAGUAUAUAUAUAUUUAUAUGAAUAAACCAGCAUCUACUUCACUUUCAAAAUAUAAAUGUAUUUCUAUCGCAAAUGAUCUGUUAUGAUAUUAAAAUUUAACAAUAAACAAAUAUUUGAACUUUUAGAAAUAUUCUAAAACAUUAACAUUAACUAAAUUGAAACAUGACGUCUGCAUGACAGUUGUAUGAAGUAUGUUUCUACCGAUAAAAUACUGAAUUUAUUAUAUGUAUUUUAUUUGCUUAUUUAUUUGUUUUGUUAGUUUCCAAAGCUUCUUUUAGCGACCAUGGUUCUAUCAUGGAAGCUAGUUUACUUUAAUUGACUUCUGUUAGAUAUUGUUUGUUAAGAAUGUACACGACAACUUAAUUCUAUAUAUAGUUCUCUCUAUAUUAUUGUAAUAACUCAUUAGUUAGAAUAUAAAAAAUUGUUACUGCUUGCCGCUUUUAUGCAUAGAAUAAUAUAACUACUGUGUGUCUAAAUGACGCACUAACAUGCGUACACUAUAAAGAUGUAAAUAUUUAACUAUGUGCCGAAAUUUGAAAUAAUCGACAUAAAAAUUCUACAAAACUGAAUUCUUUCAAGCAGACCGAUUAUAAACACACAAGGGAACACAUUGUGAGCGUCGCACACAAAACUGUAUACGUUCAGUAUCUAUUAAACAAACGGUUAUUAUGUCAGUCAAUUUUGACUUCACACAUAAAACAGUCAGAAUAUACAUGGCAGUGAUUGUAGACAUUGUCAUCAUACAUUUAUAAUACAAAACUAGUUUUUGACGUUCUAUAUCUAUCUCUACUAAUCUAUCUGUUUCGCUUUGUAUAACAUAUUGAACGGUACGGUUCUUUUCUGUAUUGCAUGUGCAAGUUUAAUAAUGUAAAUCACUCCAAUAUUUUGAUAACAAAAAUACUUAGAUUUCAUGUUACGUCAUAACGUAAAAGAGAGGCGAAGGAUACCAGAGAGACUUUCAAACUCAUAAGUCGAAAAUAAACUGACAACGCCAUAGAUAAAAAAGAAAAAGACAAACAGACAAACAAUAGUACACAAAACACAUCAUAGAAAACUAAAUACUGAGCAACACGAACCCCAUCAAAAACUGGGGGUGACCCGACAGGGUAAGCAGAUACUGCUUCACACGUGGCACCCGUCGUGUUGCUCAUAUUAGUGCAAACCCGGUAAUAAGUAUAAUUCGGUAUAAUUAAUAUGAUCUUUGGUAUAAUCAAUUGUUUCUGAUACUGUAUGUUGUUAAAUACUUAAAACAAAUAACAUGCCAAUUGUAAUGUUUGUUACCUUAUUGUUCUGAUCUAGUAGUUAAUUAAAUUUAUCCGUUUGAUGGCAUUGAUAUUGAGGUGAGUAGUAAAUUAUUUUAAACUAGUUAAUAACAUUCUGCACGAUUGUUAAUUAAAUAUAAGUCCAUUUCACAACGUCAUUUUAUCCAAAACGAAAUAAAAUAUCAUGUAAGCUAAAUCACAAAUGUACAAGAAAAAAAAUAUGAUCAUUUGACUUCAUUUAUACUGUUAAAAAGAAGACUACGGUGAGAGUGAAGAAGACAUGUUAAUUAUACGCUAGAUUCGUUUUCAGAGGCUUUGGUAAUUUAUGCCAUCGAUAUAUUUGGCUCUCCGUUGACAAUGUGAUAUAUUAAGCUGCCUGUAGAUUUGACAAGGAUGUUUAGUUUUUUUUCAAUUAUGGGUUUAGGUUGUCACAAUAGCAAAAACAGUUAAAGCUAACAUUACAGAUAAUUUAAUUCAACACUACAAACAGUGAAACAAGAUUCACGAAGAGCAAAAUGAAUAUAAUUAUACUAAAAUGCAACACCAUCAAAUACUGACACAAGCUAAUAAAAAGAAUACCGAUGUUAUAAUAUACAUCAAUUGAAACAUCGUAUAACAGACUUCCUAUCAUAUCUUAAUGUCGCAAUAAACACGGAUGCAAGGAUUAGCGUUCCAAAACACGGUAUUAAUCUUAAAUAGGUGUUGACAUUGAAUACGAGUCACAUUAACAAAUCUCUUAGUACUUGUGGAAUGACAGAGAUUCAGAAAUAUCCACAUAAGCUUAGUUGAUCUAUAGAACAUAAAGGUAUUGAUUGAUUACGUGUUUGGCAUUUUACAUUUAACCUAUGUUUUUUUUCCAAUUUUAAUUGUUUAAAUGAUAUACAAAAUAUAAAGAAACCUUGACAAAUUGUUGACACGGCAUACGUGCAUUACGUUGUAAAAGCUUAUAAAACUUAUUUUGAUAGUAUGUUUGUUUUUUGGCUGGAUUAAUAUAAAUAUUAUAUAUAUAUUUUUUUAAGAUUACCAGACACAGAUCGGUCGAACAUUGAUAGAAUGGACGAGACACUAUCAUUUAUUGUUUUCCAGAAGUAUCGAGACAAUCUUCAAUGAUGAAGACCAAUAUUUUAAUGACAAUUAAAUACGACAAUGACGUUGUAAAAAUAAUCAUAAUAAUCAAUCAAAAUGGUCAGAAUUGAAACUAGCUUAAAACAUUUAGACCAUUUCAUGUCAAACUUAAGAUAUGUAUGUGAUGGAACAUCCCGUUUUUUUUCCCACAUGUUGAUAUUUCUCCCAUGUCCUUGUAAUAAUGCUGACUCAAAAAUAUCAUGCAGAAUAAUGAUAAUAAAUUUUAAUUUUUUUUUUUAAUUUUGUCAA
This is a messenger RNA of Mytilus californianus (California mussel), 3987 nucleotides long. RefSeq names its product low-density lipoprotein receptor-related protein 5-like. The coding region runs from base 265 to 1227 and encodes 320 amino acids. NCBI's taxonomy places the organism in Eukaryota, Metazoa, Mollusca, Bivalvia, Mytilida, Mytilidae. The transcript is spliced from 7 exons. The record is from RefSeq and is a predicted model, not a curated record.